AUGACGAAGACCAACGUGUUCACAACCAUCGAGCAUCCCACACCGCGCUUCGGGAUGAACCAAACACCGAGUGCGCACGAGAGCGAGAGCAACAUCGAGAACCCGAGCAUUAUCAGGCCGACUACAUGUAGACGCUGUGUAGUCUGUGAUGUACUAGUAGAUGCUUGGGUUGUGUCAACAGUCGCCAGUAUCACAAGGUGCAACGCAUCGACGCCCGCGACCGUCACGUUCAUCGGACUUAACACCAUGCGCCAGAAAGAGACCGCUGCCACUAUGGGCUGCUGCUUGUCCCGAGAGGACGACCGCUUCGACAGCGGCAACGAGGCGCUGCUGCCCAAGGGCAGGAACGGUAACAAACGAGUCGAUAAGUCGGUCGACGUCAAGAAAGAAGGCGCCAGUGGUAGCUACAAGUCUCCGUCGGCUGUCAUCGCUGCAGGAGACGCCUGUUCCAAGGUGCCGGCCAAGCCACAGCCAGCAAAGAAACCGGUUGAGAAUGUCGACUUGCUGGGACUCAACGAUAAGCCGCCAACACCACUGGCUGCACCAGUGAUCAAGGCCCCCUCACCCGCAAAACCAACAGAAACCCCGUCACCGCUGGCACCGGCAGCUGCAGCACAGACACCGACGCCACCAGAACCGGCAGCAGCUCCGGUCAUGAAGCCAGAGUCGUCACCCAAGUUAGCAGGUAAAGAGCCAUCGGCACCGAAGCCUGCCAAAGAGCCAUCGCCAUCGAAGCCAGCAGUAAAGGCGCCAUCGCCACCCAAGCCAGCACCCAAGGAGUCAUCGCCACCGAAGCCAGCAGCUAAGGAGCCAUCGCCACCUAAACCAACACAGACGCUCGAAGAGUCGACACCAGUGAAGCCGGCAAAGACAUCCCCGCCCAAGCCGUCGCAGCCGUCGCCGCCCAAGGACAAGAAGACGACGCCGAAGACGUCGCCGAAGAAGCCAUCGGAGACAGAAGAAGACGAGAAUUUGAUGGUGUCGGCGUUCACGCCCGUGUCCGUAAACGCAGAAGCAGCCGACAAUGACGACGACAACGACGAUGAUAACGACAAUGAUGGAGACGACAAUGAAGGCGACAAUGACGAAGCCAAGGACCAAACCAACGAGCCGAAGCCUAAGAAGAUCACCCCCACCAAGAAGUCCAAAAAGAAACGAAAGAAAGGAAAGAAGUAGACGUCGUCGCUACUUCACGUGGUCAACCAGUUGAGCUUUUGCAGACGUAAAAAAUGCUCGGAGACAGACAGUAGGUUGGUAGUCCAAAGCUUGAGGGUCGAGUGAGAGGACAGCAGAGCGUCUUUUGUUCCUCUGUCUACUGUAGCAGCUAUGGUGUUCACGGAAACAAAGAGCGAGCUUACCCGAGAGACAAACGUAAGCGCUUCUUGCGUUUCUGCAGGAAAACUCC
Molecule: messenger RNA, 1405 nt
Organism: Phytophthora infestans T30-4
Lineage: Eukaryota; Oomycota; Peronosporomycetes; Peronosporales; Peronosporaceae
Exons: 5
Coding region: 1-1176 (391 amino acids)
Source: RefSeq, a predicted model, not a curated record